This is a messenger RNA of Mangifera indica (mango), 571 nucleotides long. RefSeq names its product zinc finger protein ZAT11-like. The record is from RefSeq and is a predicted model, not a curated record. Bases 1 to 483 code for a protein of 160 amino acids. Gene Ontology annotation, biological process: response to chitin; response to stress. NCBI's taxonomy places the organism in Eukaryota, Viridiplantae, Streptophyta, Magnoliopsida, Sapindales, Anacardiaceae. The transcript has a single exon.
AUGAAGAGAGCAAGAGAAAAUGGACAGAUGAUGGAGCAAUUAGCCAUGGCGAACGGCCUGAUGUUGCUCUCUUACAGCGUUGAAACGAAGCAGAUAAUGGAAGUAUAUGAGUGCAAGACUUGCAAUCGGCAGUUUCCAUCGUUCCAAGCGCUUGGAGGCCACCGCACAAGCCACCACAAACGGCCAAGAUUAAUGGGAGGCAACAAGGUCGAUGGUGAGAAGAAAUUAUUGAGUUUGGAACCGAAACUACACAAGUGCUCCAUAUGUGGACAAGAGUUUGCUGUGGGGCAAGCUUUGGGUGGUCACAUGAGGCGCCACAAAGCCCCCACCAUGGGUGAAAGUUUGAGUUCUGAUAAGUUGCCGAUGUCAGUGAGAGCGCAUAGCCGGAGGAUUUUUGGGUUGGACUUGAACUUGACUCCUUUAGAGAAUGAUUUGGAGUUCUUGUUUGGAAAGAAAGCGCCUAAGAUUGAUCUUUUUAUUUGAUCAUAUAGCUUAAUUAAUUUCAACCCACACUUGUAUUCUUUUUCCUUUUUUUUUUUUUUUAAAUUAGUCACAUUUUUUAUUCAUUUAA